AAACCCACCAGGCGAAAACUGAGAAACUCCACAACACAAGCGGGUGAAACCCAUUUCUCGGUGUCGUUACUCGUCAGCGCCCUUCUAACACAGUCCACAUCUUUUGUUUUUCUUGUUCUUUAUCUCUUGAUCUCAAUAUUUUUUUUUAAAAAUUUUAGAUUAUAUUAUAGAUUUUUGUUUCAAAAAUGAGUUCUGAGCUUAUAUAUAGAGGCCAUGAGAGUCCUUCUGUGAAAGAUUCGUAUCAACCUAAACCAAUAAAACCAUGGUUCGUCGUGACCCGACCCAUCCGUUACAUGCUCCAGAAUCAGCGUCUGGUGUUUGUCCUCGUUGGCAUUGCUUUAGCCACUCUGUUUUUUACAGUCAUCCCGUCAUCUAGUAACCCUUACGCUCACAACCACCUUGCCAUCUCUGAUUCAUUGUCUUACCACCCAGUGGAGACACUCGAGAGAAUUUACAACCCGCGCGUCGGUUUCGGGUCGUUUAAUUCGGGCGGGAAGGUGCCCUUGGGGCUAAAACGAAAGGGUCUUAGAAUUGUCGUUACGGGUGGAGCCGGGUUUGUCGGUUCGCAUCUCGUGGAUCGUCUGAUCGCGAGGGGUGACAGUGUUAUCGUGGUUGAUAAUUUCUUCACGGGACGGAAGGAAAACGUGAUGCACCACUUUGGGAAUCCAAAUUUCGAGCUCAUCAGACACGACGUCGUCGAGCCUCUCUUGCUGGAGGUUGACCAGAUCUACCAUCUCGCUUGUCCCGCAUCACCUGUUCAUUACAAGUUCAAUCCCGUCAAGACUAUCAAGACGAAUGUGGUGGGAACAUUGAAUAUGCUUGGAUUGGCGAAGAGAGUUGGAGCGAGGUUUCUGUUAACUAGCACAAGUGAGGUGUACGGUGAUCCUCUUCAGCAUCCACAGAAGGAGACUUACUGGGGCAACGUUAAUCCCAUCGGUGUCCGAAGUUGUUACGAUGAGGGAAAGCGAACAGCUGAAACGUUGACUAUGGACUACCACCGUGGAGCUGGCGUCGAGGUUAGGAUUGCUAGGAUUUUCAACACUUACGGGCCUCGUAUGUGCAUUGAUGAUGGACGUGUUGUUAGCAAUUUUGUUGCCCAGGCUUUAAGGAAAGAGCCUUUGACUGUUUAUGGUGAUGGAAAGCAGACAAGGAGUUUCCAAUAUGUUUCUGAUUUGGUGGAGGGUCUGAUGCGCUUGAUGGAAGGAGAGCAUGUGGGGCCUUUUAAUCUUGGAAAUCCAGGUGAAUUCACCAUGCUUGAACUUGCUCAGGUGGUCCAGGAGACAAUUGACCCCAAUGCUAAGAUAGAGUUCAGACCUAACACUGAAGAUGAUCCACACAAGAGGAAGCCUGAUAUCUCUAAGGCUAAAGAGCAUCUUGGUUGGCAACCCAAGGUGUCCCUGAGGAAGGGUCUUCCUUUAAUGGUCCAAGAUUUUCGGCAACGAAUCUUUGGUGAUCAUAAGGAAGGUGGUGUAACCUCCUCCACCACAACAUCAUCAUCUUAAGUUGGCGUCCAUACAUUGAGAGUGACAGGAAAAUCAGAAAUGUUUAAUCCCAUAGGAUUCCCUUCUUUUCAUUCUCUUGAACAAUAGCAACAUCAACAGCAGCAGUAGUAGCAAAUGAGGCCUCUUGUUUCAAUUUAUAUAGGUUCAAAGUUUUCCUGAUUGGCAUGUGUUAUCUUUGUAAUUUUUAUGCUACUCGCCCUUCAAAGCUUAUUAGACAAUGAGAUUUGGGACUAAAUAAAUAACAUAUACUUUGUUGUUUGUUUUUA
This is a messenger RNA of Mangifera indica (mango), 1768 nucleotides long. RefSeq names its product UDP-glucuronic acid decarboxylase 2-like. Gene Ontology annotation, molecular function: UDP-glucuronate decarboxylase activity; NAD+ binding. Gene Ontology annotation, cellular component: cytoplasm. The record is from RefSeq and is a predicted model, not a curated record. Gene Ontology annotation, biological process: D-xylose metabolic process. Bases 186 to 1502 code for a protein of 438 amino acids. Lineage: Eukaryota; Viridiplantae; Streptophyta; Magnoliopsida; Sapindales; Anacardiaceae. The transcript is spliced from 7 exons.